Messenger RNA from Aspergillus calidoustus, 273 nucleotides. NCBI's taxonomy places the organism in Eukaryota, Fungi, Ascomycota, Eurotiomycetes, Eurotiales, Aspergillaceae. The record is from the annotation of a GenBank genome assembly.
AUGCGUUUCGCAACCGUCAUCUUCACCCUCCUCACCAGCAGCCUGCUUGCACUCGCUGCCCCAACCGAGGACGUCCAGGCCCUGAACACUCGCUCCGAGGGCCUCCAGCCUGAGGUUCGCAAUGUCCGCGUCGAGCGCGAGAUUGACGACGACGAUGUCGAUGUCGUUUCCGCUGAGAGGACCGAUAAUGCUCGGCCGCCUGCCUGCCCGCCCAACACGACCUGCGGAAUGUGCAAUGGAACAAGCUGCAGAAUUAACGGGGUGAAUCUGUGA